UCUCUCGGCCGGAGAGGGCGGACCGGCGAGGGUUGGAUCCGCCCAGGGCUACCUGCGCGGAGGUGGAGGCGCGGCCGGAGGAGGAAGUAGGACGCGCGGCGAGGGGGCAGCGCCGAGGAUCGGGAAGAGGCCGGGGCUCUCGGGGCUCGAGCGGGGACGCCACCACCAUGGAGGGAGGCAGUGGAAGUGGCCCAGGGAUGGCCAAUGACCGGGUGAAGAACCUCCAGAAUGAAGUUGAGGGUGUCAAGAACAUCAUGACCCAGAAUGUGGAGCGGAUUCUAGCAAGGGGCGAGAACCUCGACCACCUGCGCAACAAGACGGAGGACCUGGAAGCAACGUCGGAACACUUCAAGACAACCUCACAAAAAGUGGCCCGCAAGUACUGGUGGAAGAACAUGAAGAUGAUCGCCAUCAUCUGCGUCGUUGCUGCCAUCAUCCUUAUUCUCAUCAUCCUGCUGGCCACCGGGGUCAUCCCGUCUUAAGUCCCUUUCCCGCCACUGGACUUUCCCCACUCAUCAUUCCCACGUUUCUUGUGUGUUUUUAAUUUUGCCCCCGUUAUCUCCUCCCUUAAUAGCUGAAAUCCGUCACUGAAUCACGAGGCCCUUGGCCAGAGGUCGUGAUCGAGAGAUUCCGGUUGCUUCCCUGCCACACCUGCCUGUCCCCACAAACCUCCCUCCCACGUCAGGACCAAAAGGCUCUCUCAGCUGUACGUGUGAACGCAGCCCCAGGAGGCAGGGACUCUUUCUGCUAGAUCAGCGAUGGCGAACCUUUUCGCCACUGAGUGCCCAAACUGGAAUACAUGUGCAUGCGUCGGACCAGCUGGCUGGUGCAUGCCUGCCUGCCUGUUUGCUGGCUGUUUCUGGGGCUGGUUUCAGGCUGUUUUGGUCUGAAAAACGGCCUGUUCUUUGGCCACUUGUCAGGCCAUUUUGGGGGCAUCUUCAGGCCAUUUUCCAGCACUCUGGCACCCACCAAGACCAGCUGGCUGCCUCAGAAACCAGAAGAGCAGCUGGCGACGGUGUGCGUGCCCGCGGAGAGGGCUCUGCGUGCCACCUCUGGUACGCUCGCCAUAGGUUCACCCUCAUGGUGCUAGAUGAUUCCCUUCCCAGCAGAACCUGGUAAAAUUCUGAUUCUGCAAGUGCCUCAGCCGCUGCUGGGAACAGGCCUUGCCAGCCUUCUCGGUUCCAAAUGAAUCUGGCCAAAUUCCUGGAACGGGCAGUGGAGCUUCCCCAGGAAGGAUCCCAGCCUUACGCGGCCACUCUGGGUGUUCCUCCCCUUCCAGGAAACCUCGUCCUCGGGUCUCCUCACUUUGUGUACCUUUCGUCAUCCCAGAUGGAGAAGUGAAUGACUGAAACUCACCUGGCAAUAAAGAUGUUUUUGAAAUAUUGUUUUAAAUGAAAAAUGGAAGACGAGAGUCCAGUUCAGGUUCUCUUAAAUGUUGACUUCUCUCUUGGGAAAAUUAGCUCCUCAAGAUGUCAGCUCCCAAGGACCCGACUCCUCCAAUUGGGACCCCCGAGUGGCACUGAGAUCAUUCCUUUUGAUUGGCAUGUAGUCUUCCUUCAGCUGCAGCCUUUUCUGAUCUAGAGCCUCUGAUCUUUGAGGAAUUUCUAAGAGAUGUUUAUUCACUUUUGCACAUUUGAUUUACUAACUGUAAUAAAAGUAUUUAUAAAUCA
This is a messenger RNA of Pseudonaja textilis, 1670 nucleotides long. RefSeq names its product vesicle associated membrane protein 8 (gene VAMP8). The record is from RefSeq and is a predicted model, not a curated record. Gene Ontology annotation, biological process: vesicle-mediated transport. NCBI's taxonomy places the organism in Eukaryota, Metazoa, Chordata, Lepidosauria, Squamata, Elapidae. Gene Ontology annotation, cellular component: membrane.